Xiphias gladius (swordfish) is the source of this 2733-nucleotide messenger RNA. It is a transcript of the gene optc, whose product is annotated as opticin. Bases 459 to 1460 code for a protein of 333 amino acids. The record is from RefSeq and is a predicted model, not a curated record. Lineage: Eukaryota; Metazoa; Chordata; Actinopteri; Istiophoriformes; Xiphiidae. The transcript has 9 exons. Gene Ontology annotation, molecular function: protein binding.
GUGAGUGAGUCUGAGGUCUCGGGAGAAGAGGAGAGGAACAUGGCCUGGGAACAGUGAGCUGAGGCUGGAGUAAGGGGCCAACGGGCAGAACAUGAUAGUGUACCCCUCACCCCCAAACCCACCCAGGGGGUCUGGAUCUGGCGGUUGUCCUGAGGGGCAGAUGCAGCCUGUUCCACAGCCACAGUAAAGUGCAGAACACGAGGACUGUUCCAGUGUUGACAGUGAACUAUGAACGGCCCUGUUCAGACCUGGCUACGAUCAAAGGCGGUAAGCUCUAUGAGGCAUUGUCCACAAGCCACUCUGAGGCCAAGUGAACAACAGGGGCCCGUGGGGACUCUGGGACCAGUCUGAGAGCCAUCAGGGGAUGAAACAGCCACUAAUAGCAACAGGAUUAGAAGGAAUUACCUUUUGUGGAGUCUUCAGGAGUGCACAGCGGAAACAAAGCACAGGUAGUCUUCAUGUUUGAGCUGAGGAUGUCUCUGCAGUCUCUGAUGGUGGCUCCUGUCUUGGUCCUGGUCAUCCUCAGCCCCUGCCCUGGCAUUGCAGCCCCUCCAGGUGAGCCAGAUGAUGAAGCUUUUGACAUGGAGAACUACGACCUGAACAAUGAGACAGAAUGGGAGAACCUGGACAUCAACAUUUAUGGAGACAGCUAUGAUUAUGAGGACUUGGACCAAGAGAUUGAGGUGGGCACUGUAGCACCGGACACCCCCCCACCAGCCAUCCAGCCCAUAGCUCAACAGUACGAGGAGGAGGUGACCCUGCCCACCCUUGCUCCAGCUCCUGUUUCCCUGGACUUCAAGGGACCAGGACUCUUUGGCCCUGAGACUGGCCUGGGUAUGCCUAUCUGCCUACUGUGUGUGUGUAUCGGCGGGAGUGUGUACUGUGAUGACAUGGGCCUGGAUCAGAUCCCACCCCUGCCCAAAGACACCACCCAUUUUUAUGGCCGCUUCAAUAAGAUCCGACAUGUCAAGAAAACAGACUUUAUCAAUCUCAAUAAGCUGCAGUCCAUUGAUCUAACCGGGAACCAGAUCUCAGGGAUGGAUGAAGAUGUGUUUCGUUCUCUGACGCAGCUCCAGGAGUUAUCGUUGGCUGAUAACAAUAUGCAGUUCUUGCCUGAGCUGCCAAUCACCAUGAAACGCAUAGAUCUACGCAACAACAAGCUGAUCAGUCGUGGGGUACAUUCUGAGGGAUUCAAGGAUAUGAGCCAGCUGGAAUUCCUCUAUCUGUCCAGCAACAACCUGGAUUACAUUCCUACACCACUGCCACUGAGCUUGAGAGCGUUACACCUGCAGAACAACAACAUCCAAUCGCUGCAUGAGGACACCUUCUGUAACCUCCAUGAUCGCAACUUCAUCCGCCGUAACCUGGAGGACAUCCGUCUGGACGGCAACCCCCUGAACAUCAACCUAUUUGCCAAGGCCUAUGUUUGCCUGCCACGCCUGCCUGUAGGAAGUCACUGACAGCUAUUUAACUUCAAUGUCUGUUUUGUAUCAAUAUUGGUCAUGUGUGCAUGUCUAAAUAUUGAAUACCAGUUUUUAUGCAAAGUCUGUAGUUUGUAGGAAGAAAGCAUUCAAAAUAUCAUGAGACAUAGACUGCAUGACUGAAUUAUUUUUAAAGCUGCAUUAAGUGAUUUUCUGGCUUUAUAAAUUCUUAUAAAGUUGUAUAUCACUUCUGUGUUAGCAAACAGUUUGCUAUUUACACAUCCGGCAGACACAAAGCCACAUUAUUAUUCAUUUUGAUUCAUGCUUGUGUCCACCUGAUAAACAAAUUAGCUGUUAAAUGGUACACGGUGUUCAUUAGCUAGUCAUUGGGGAUGGAGAGGUAGUGUACAGUGGGUUUAUCAGAUGUUUUUCACUGAAAACAGCUGCCUACUUCUGCAUGCUGCCGGUUCAUGAAAGUGGAGGUUGUGGGCGUUUGUGACAGUCUCUUUGGGUUCAACCUAACAAGCCCCCCCUUCACAUUACGCAUAGUCUUUGAUCCAUUGUUAGAAUAAAAAUAUUGAUCAGUUCAGCUGUUAUUGUUAAUAUUAUUGUAAUAGGGAGAAGAAAGAGAAACAUGUCUCCCCUUUUAACCUCCUGAACCCUCAGCUGUUUUUGGAUAGUUAUCUCUCCCUUUAUUUACAGACUUAUGGCAUACCUUAUAUUUUACUUCUUUUUUUGGGUUGGAGCAUGUGGGGUUAUUCAAAAUGCCAUCAUCUGGUGUGCCAUUGAUAAAUCAAUUUCUAGGACACCUUUUAUGAAAAAAAUAAAUUGUUAUUUUUUUCUGUAUGUUCUUAGAUUUUCCUCACAUAAUAAUAAACACCUGCAUAUGAAUUUAUAAAUGUAAGGUUAGUGUUCCUGGAAUGUAAGAAUCAUGUUAAUGGGACAUUCUAUGCCACUAUCAAAACAUGCUUUGAUAGUGUAAAUUUACAUAAAACUCAUUUCCAUUAAUUUUAUUACUCUUGUGUUUUCCUUUAUAUUUCCAUUUGGAAUGAAUAUGUUUUGAGAUUUGGCACUGCAGAUCCCAUGAUGAGAUGGUGGGUGUGUGAUAUAAACAAGAAGUACUAUAUGGCCAUGUACUCUUUGAGUCAGUUGUAAUUUCCCCCCUUGUGCACUCAAAGACUUUGAUGAUAAGUUUACCAUGUUCAUGACUUGCAAGCAUCAAGAGGGUUGUAUGAUAAGCUGGUUGUGUGAAAAUGAGAAUACUGCGCUUUGAUAAUAUAUGUCUAUUAAAUUUGGGUUUAAUUACAUUGAA